Messenger RNA from Aspergillus saccharolyticus JOP 1030-1, 2322 nucleotides. RefSeq names its product putative Ste20-like serine/threonine protein kinase. Gene Ontology annotation, biological process: protein phosphorylation. The transcript has 5 exons. The coding region runs from base 129 to 2201 and encodes 690 amino acids. NCBI's taxonomy places the organism in Eukaryota, Fungi, Ascomycota, Eurotiomycetes, Eurotiales, Aspergillaceae. Gene Ontology annotation, molecular function: ATP binding; protein kinase activity. The record is from RefSeq and is a predicted model, not a curated record.
CUUAUCCUAGCUUCCCGCCCUUCUAACUACUGGAACUUUCGUCAAUGUCCUUGGUAAAUCAUUGAAUCUUAUCUGUUUCUUCACAGCUACAGUGCUGGUUCUAGGCGAUCGGUCCUACAAGAGCCAAAAUGGAAGGUCUCGUGGAUCCAGAGACAAUUUACAUGAAGCAGAACUGCAUCGGCGGCGGGAGUUUUGGGAAAGUAUAUAAAGGUGUCGACAAACGAACCGGAGCCUCCGUUGCAAUCAAGAUCAUUGAUGUUGAAAAUGCCGAAGAUGAGGUUGAAGAUAUCAUCCAAGAGAUUGCUAUUUUAUCUGAGCUCAAUUCGCCCUACGUCACCAGAUAUCAUGGUUCGUUCUUGAAAGGCUCGAGCUUGUGGAUAGUUAUGGAGUUCUGCUCCGGGGGAAGUUGCUCGGACUUGAUGCGCCCUGGCACGAUUCCUGAGGAGUACAUUAUGAUCAUUCUACGAGAGUUGCUACGUGGGCUAGACUAUCUGCAUAGCGACAAAAAACUACAUCGCGAUGUCAAAGCUGCCAAUAUUCUUCUCACAUCUAGUGGCCAGGUGAAGCUUGCAGACUUUGGUGUUUCGAGUCAAUUGUCAGCAACCAUGACGAAGAAAAAUACUUUCGUGGGUACUCCGUUUUGGAUGGCACCAGAAGUGAUCAAGCAAUCGGGAUAUGAUUAUAAGGCGGACAUCUGGUCUCUGGGAAUCACUGCAAUUGAACUAGCGAAUGGAGAGCCACCUUACUCUGACAUCCAUCCCAUGAAGGUGUUGUUUUUGAUUCCCAAGAACCCUCCCCCAACUCUGCACGGAGACUACAGCAAAGCCUUCAAAAAUUUUGUGGAGCUUUGCUUGCGGAGGGACCCGAGGGAGCGCCCUUCGGCUCGGGAAUUGUUGGAGCAUCCAUUCAUCAAGAGGGCAAAGAAGACGACAUACCUAACGGAACUGAUUGAACGCCACGAGCGUUGGAACACUGUAAAUGGCAACAAAUCAGCCGAUGAUGAGGAUGACAACUAUCAAGAACUCCCCUCCAAGGCCGGCACAUUUGAUGACGAAGACGAUCUCUGGGAUUUCGGCACUGUCCGUCCUGCUGGGGGCCGGGCUCCUGCUCUGAAGCCCAUGAAAGAAGCAGACGUCAAUGCACGAACUCAUGACCUUGCUGAACAAAACCUCAAGACAAGCAGCCGGAAGGAAGUCGCGAGAGAGAGGAAUAACAAUCCCACUGUGCCGAUGCUGCCGGUGCGCACCCCUAGCGCUAUAUCUGUUCCGUCGUCACCCUCGAAGAUUCCGUUGCCGCCAUCCCCUGUCAAGCCUUCAACAUCAGAGUGCAGACAACACACCCCUUCUCAUGUGCAUGAGCCAGCCAUACACAAGCCUAGAGAAAGCCCUGGUAGUGAGUACGACAGAGCUCUACAACAGGCCUUGGCCGAUGAUUUGAGCUUCCUUGAUCUCGAUCAGUCACCAAAUAUCUCCCUAGCCUCCUCAAAUGACCGCCAGACAGCCCAUGUACAGGAUUAUGAGACACCGAAUCUACCGCGAUGCACUGAAGGCACACCUUCUCGGAGACAACCUCCCCCUCAAGCACUACCUGGCGCUUUCAGUCAGGCUCUCGGACCUACGGUUGCAUUCAUACCACACCACCAAAAGACUACACCAUCACAGUCACAAUCUCGACCCCCCCCCACGCCUAAGCAUAUGUCACCGCAGUCACCUUCAUCUCAAUCUCAGAAAUUGCCCGUGCAAAACAGCACAUCGGCCCCGUUGGGGCAUAGCCGAAAUCAAUCUCACAGCGUCACCAGUAAUCCUUACACAGGCAGCUCCUAUGACAACGCUUCGCGGGCAAACAAUCAAUCGUCGCAGUUUCCACCAGGAGAGAUCACCGCCCUGAACAGUGUCAUACUACCUGCUCUCGAGGCUGCCAUACGUCGCCGCGCACGCCGCUUAGAGCUUCUUACACGCAUCUCAGCUGGCGACAGCAGCACCGAUGCAUACAAGAGGCAGUCACGUCAGUACCACGCCCAUGAGAUGAUGGAGUCUCUUGUGGGCGAUCUGUGCGGAAUGUUCGCCAGACUCGAACACUGGGACAAUGAGGCCCCGGUGGGAAUGGGCGCUCAGGUCUCGUCGUUUUUAGAAGGGUUUCUUGAAGAGAUCCUUGUCCGAAUUGAGCCGUCGGACGAGGACUCAAGCUCAGGUGGGAUUUAGACCAUCUUCUUUGUGGUAGCAUCUCAGUCGCCGCUGAUUGUCCGGCCUGCUUGAUGAUCACGUCAGGUUAUUCUUCCUCGCCACAUGUUCACAGCGUCUAGUUCCGAAUGAGUCCAGCAGA